AUGUUGUCCCAAAUUUUAAUCGUCUUUUCUCUUUGUUUCUGUAUUGUCUUCAACACUCCUAUCCCUAGUUCCGUCGAAAAUGGAAUUAAUUAUGAAUGGCUAGGUGGUGGUUUCGAAGGUGAUAUGAUCUUCCCUAAUGGAUUCGAUCCAACAAUUGAAUCGACUGGAAGAGGUGUGGCUAUUUAUGGACCUCGUCGUUGGUUUAAAAAUGUAAUUCCCUAUGAUAUGUCAUUAAUUACAAAUGCUGGACAUCGUAGUAUGAUUGAAUCAGCAAUGGCCACAUUAGUGAAUGUCACUCGUACACCUAUAUCAGGUUUUUAUCAUGAACAAUCACGUCCAGAUCGUGAUACAUAUGUUACUAUUAAUCAAACUAAUAUUGAAUCAGGCCAUGAACAUAACUUUAACAAAUACCGAUGGGGUAAUACUGUUUAUAAUCAAAAUACCAGUUAUGAUUUUGAUAGUAUUAUGCACUAUGGUAGUAAUUAUUUUAGCAGUAAUGGACAACCAACUAUUACACCUAAAGUAGCUGGUAUAAGAAUUGGUCAAAGAGAACAUCUUAGUCCAAUUGAUAUUGCUGAAAUUCGUUCAUUUUACGGUUGUGUAGAUUAA
Molecule: messenger RNA, 609 nt
Organism: Rotaria sp. Silwood1
Lineage: Eukaryota; Metazoa; Rotifera; Eurotatoria; Philodinida; Philodinidae
Source: the annotation of a GenBank genome assembly